Messenger RNA from Beauveria bassiana ARSEF 2860, 2538 nucleotides. RefSeq names its product serine/threonine-protein kinase MPS1. Gene Ontology annotation, cellular component: kinetochore; spindle; nucleus. Lineage: Eukaryota; Fungi; Ascomycota; Sordariomycetes; Hypocreales; Cordycipitaceae. Gene Ontology annotation, molecular function: protein serine/threonine kinase activity; ATP binding; protein serine/threonine/tyrosine kinase activity. The transcript has a single exon. Bases 1 to 2538 code for a protein of 845 amino acids. Gene Ontology annotation, biological process: peptidyl-serine phosphorylation; mitotic spindle assembly checkpoint signaling; chromosome segregation. The record is from RefSeq and is a predicted model, not a curated record.
AUGGCGACUGCGUCUCCAACUCCAAUGGCCGGCGCGCCAAUUCGAAGAGCCUCACAACGUCAACUCCGAAGACCUCCACCGAGAACCACCGCGACGCGGAGCGAAGCACAGGCUGCCCCGGCAGUUCAAUCCAAGCUCCAAUCGAAUCAGUACGAGGAUGACAGCUCCGAGGACGAAAUCCCCAUGCCUAUGAAGCUGAGUGCUCUCACCAAAGCACUACUUGAUGACGGUGGUGACCGGGAGGCGGCUUCAAAUGCCCGAGCACCGCCCUCGCCGCCCCGAACGCGUCGCCAAGCAAGUGUAGCAGCAUCUGGCCCUGCUGCUGCCACUCGACGAAGCACCAGAGCUGGCAACUCCCAGACCCAUGAUGCCCUCCGGAACUCGAGUCCAUUACGUGAACAGAGCCCUGCAAGGAAAAGAGUGGUUCGACUGAGCAACACACCUCAAAGUCUCAAUCAAAUGGGCAGCUCCACAUCGAAGCGACGAUCUACGUCUGACUCCCAGUCCCAAGUCGCCGCCAGACCUGAACCUGGCUCUCGCAAAAGCAGUACUGAUGGAAUGCAGCAUGAGCCACAACCCGAUACAAACGUCAACACCCCUUCCCAUGGGCGAGUUGUUCGCAUCGCCACGGGCUCGUCUGGUAAUCGCAGCCGCCUUGGUUCAUCUGGGCCCUCAUCCGGUCACUCGAAUCUUGAACGAUCAGCUAUGGACCGUUCCGCCGUGGAGAUGGAAGCUGAGCCCGCGGAAGCCCCCGACACAGCUGUCCGCAACGCAGCUAUUGGCAGCACCAGCGUGUCUCGCUACCCCUCAACAAGAAACAGAGAGGACAACCCAAACCUCCAGAACUCGAUGCGAGUUAAGCGUGUCGGCAAGCUAUCUGGCAGCUUUCUGAGUGGGCCUGCUCGUCGCGGUCGCCGUCGGCAAAGUGAGGAAGAGGGAGGUUUUGGCGAAAUGGGCUCGCAAGAGCCUGAAUGUCAGGCUCCGGAAGAACAUGGACAAGGCCCUUAUUACCCCGACUUCAACUCCGGUAGCCCUAUUAGUGGGGGUGCUGUACGUGGCAACCACCGUCACAAUGGCUCCAAGGUGGAAAUCCGUGCCGACUUUGCCAACGCAUCACCCCAACCCCAGCAGAGCCGUGCCCGUGACCCCGAACCUUCCCGUAUAGGAGACAUCGGGCACCUUGUCUCUGUUGGUCGCCUUCAGAUGCCUGCUACCAAUGACAAGGAAAACGAAAUUCCUUUCCACCAGAAAUGGGGCAAGUCGUCUAUUGGAGUAGACAAGGCAGCCAUUGCACCGCCUCGAAUCGAUAUUGCUAUUGAAAGAGCCGCGUCACCCGAUCGCAAACCCCUCACAGCCAUCGCUCGCAAUACUACGCCGCAUCGAGCAGCACCGGCCCCGCCGCCCAAGAUGUCUGUCCUCGAGGCUGCCACCUCUACUGCUGGCGCCGCUGUGACCACUCAGACGAAGCAGCGUCGAAACAUUCUCAAGGUUAAUAACAAAGUAUAUACCCGCCUUGAAUGUCUCGGACGCGGUGGAAGCGGAAAAGUCUACCGGGUUAUGGCAGAGAAUGGCACCAUGAUGGCCCUGAAGCGGGUCUCACUUGAAAAUGCGGAUGAGUCGACCAUCAGUGGCUACCUCGGCGAGAUUGACUUGCUGAAAAAGCUUACUGGCGUCGAUCGUGUCGUCAACUUGUUUGACUGGGAAAUGAACCAUGAGAAGCAAAUGCUGAGCUUGGUCAUGGAGAUGGGCGAGAGAGCUCUGGACAAAGUCUUGCAGACCCAUCAGUCUGCCGAGUCUGCUAGACUCGACCCUGUCUUCAUUCGCUUUUACUGGAAGGAGAUGCUCGAAUGUGUGCUGUCGGUGCACAACCACGACAUUGUCCACUCCGACCUGAAGCCUGCAAAUUUUGUUCUUGUGCAGGGCCGCCUAAAGCUCAUUGAUUUCGGCAUUGCCAAUGCUAUUCAGACCGACGAAACUGUCAACGUCCAUCGUGAAACACAGAUCGGCACACCCAACUACAUGUCGCCCGAGUCGCUCAUGGAUUCCAACAGCGCCCGUGGUCCGCGUGUUCCUGGCCGCCCCAAGUUGAUGAAGCUUGGCAAAUCCAGCGAUGUUUGGUCACUUGGAUGCAUUCUCUACCAGAUGGUCUAUGGCGUGCCACCUUUUGGUCACAUUGUCAACCCUAUGGCUCGUUGCCAGGCCAUUAUCAACUGGGAUCACACCAUCGAGUUUCCAACUCGCGCCACUGGUGGCCUGCUUGUGCCGCCCUCUUUGAUUCGAACAAUGAGACGCUGCCUCAUCCGCGAGCAGCACAUGCGUCCUACAUGCGAAGAACUUCUUCACUACUCUGAUCCCUUUCUCUACCCCGCCGAGCUCAGCGAAAAGGCUCUCCCUAUUGAUGAGGAGCUUCUUGGACGAAUCAUCCAAAGCGUUGCCACCCGCUGCCGUGAGCGUAUGCCAACCGAGGCGGAAGCUUCUAGUGUUUGGCCCCAAGCAUACUGGGCCAGUAUUCGCAAAGCAAUGGCUGGAAGAAUGUAA